Molecule: messenger RNA, 1649 nt
Organism: Leguminivora glycinivorella
Lineage: Eukaryota; Metazoa; Arthropoda; Insecta; Lepidoptera; Tortricidae
Product: facilitated trehalose transporter Tret1-like
Exons: 3
Coding region: 99-1610 (503 amino acids)
Biological process (GO): transmembrane transport
Cellular component (GO): membrane
Molecular function (GO): transmembrane transporter activity
Source: RefSeq, a predicted model, not a curated record
ACACAAGUGCAUGUGAAUCAUGUUCCUGACAAGCACAUAUCGGUGACGAACAUUGUUUUCGUGGUUUCAUUAUAGACUUGUUAAAUAAUAGUGGAAAUAUGAGUGCACCUAAAAAAAGUUAUGUGCCGUUUUUGAGACAGUGCUUCCUCACGGCGAGCGUGGCAGUCAACAUCACUGGUCACGGCUGUGUUAUCGGGUACUCGGCUAUUCUCAUCCCCAGUCUUAGAAGCUCAGAGUCACAUAUCAAGGCUACACCGAGUCAGGAGUCAUGGAUAGCGUCCAUCAUCGGCUUUGCUCUAAUUAUGGGCAACGUCAUCGUUACCCCGCUCAUGGAUUUGAUUGGAAGAAAGAAAUGCCACAUCAUCUCCUGCAUACCUGUCUUAGCAGGAUGGUUCCUGUUACUCCUCGCUGAUAGCGUCCAAGCCAUAAUCCUGGCUAGGUUCCUACAAGGCGUGUCCAUGGGAUUACUUGGACCUUUAGGGUCAAUUAUAAUAAGUGAAAUGACGGACCCAAAGAAUAGAGGAGCGUUUUUGACUUGCGUUUCAUUAUCGUUGACCUGCGGAGUCAUGUUUACGCAUACCAUUGGGACUAUCUUGAGCUGGCAACAGACAGCCUUACUCUGCUCUUUCUUAACGUUUAUUAGUCUGAACAUGAUCAUAUUCACUACAGAAACACCAUCAUGGCUGAUAGCUAAAGGAAAAUAUAAAGAAAGCAGGGAAGUAUUCUUUUAUCUGCGCGGUGAAGGGCCUGAUCAAGAAGAUGAGCUAGAACAUAUGAUCUCAGCUCAGAAAAUGGUUCGGAAAUCCAGCGUUGUUGGUCAGAAACUGUCAUUUUGUACGAAAACUGGAAGAAUGUUCAGAUACCUUGGAAACUCUUUCAGAAAACCAGAAUUUUAUAAGCCUGUGGCUAUCAUGUUCCACUUAUACACGUUAUUCCAAUUCGCUGGUAUCAACGUCAUCAGUUCAUACGCCAUGGAUAUUAUUGGACAACUAGUAGGCCCUGAAGCGAAUGCGCCUCUCCUCAUGGUCCUCCUAGAUUGUCAAAGACUCUUAUGCAACAUCUUAGCUGUGUUUGUAAUGCAGAAAUGCAACCGAAGAACUGUUCUCUUUACCACGGGAUUCAUAUGCGUUACUGCGUAUUUAAGUAAGGGCACAUACGUGCUAGCGAAGCAAAAUGAUUGGCUACCCAGUUAUUUACAAAAUCAAUAUGUUCCUAUAUUAUUAAUAGCUGUGUACAUGUUUUCUCUUACCGUUGGCAUAUCAUCAGUUCCAUUUGCGAUUUCUGGGGAGAUAUUUCCCUUAGAAUACAGAGGUUUGGGAGGUGGUAUAGGGACCCUGCCUUUGUCUCUAAAUUUCUUUGUGGCUGUGAAGUGUUUCCCAGUUCUGACUGGAGCUAUAGGUCUUCCAUACGCGUAUUACGUGUACGGUGGUGUAGUUUUGUACUGUUUGAUUAUUUUAUGGUUUAUUCUUCCUGAGACCAAGGGCAGGACUCUUCAGGAGAUCGAGGAUGAGUUGAGAGGAAAGACCGUGCGGGAUGAGAGAAGAGAGUCGGAACCUUUGAACGGCAAGAUGCUGAUGCGACGGUACAGCUCACAAAUCAUCAUUCAUUAAGACUUGACUGAUCUAGAAGGUCUCUUUAGCAAAAUGUCU